CCAACGAUAAGCAACAUGCCUGGCGAGCUGGAUUUCAACGGGAUGCUGGAGGAGGAACUCAGGGAACGCGUUUCUGCCAACAUCGCGCUUGGAAUGGAUCCUGUGGCUGCGAUGCAAAAAGUCCAAGCGGAUAUGCUGGCCAACAACCCUUGGGUGCCGCCAAAGAACGGGUGUCCUGUCAAUGACCUCCCUCCAGAGCUGCUUGCUCAUAUUUUUAUGCUUGGCUGUACCAUGCAAGAAGAAGAGGGCGAAAAUGAAGACGAUGACGACGACGACGAUGUCCUUGAUUUAGCUGAGCAUUGGGAGACAGACGACGAUGAAGAGGCUGAUGAAGACGUGGAAAUGGGCAGCCCUGAGAAGAAAUCGACUACGUUACCCGUCAAUGAACCCGACGAAUCUGACUCGGAGGACGAACACGAUGGGUUAGAAGAAGAGGAUGAGGAGCCAUUUGUGCCUUUCCAAGUCCUCGUUUCUCACGUCUGUCGCCAUUGGAGGUCGAUAGCACUCAACACUCAUACCCUCUGGACCAAACUACACUUUGACGGUCACGUCACCAUCGAUGCUGCGGAAACUUGGAUAAAACGCGCAAAUGGGCUUCCUCUUGACAUCACCAUCGACAGUACUCAUGGACAUCCAAAAGAACCAGGGCCUAACCAGCCCCCCCUACCACAUGCGACGUACGUUGUCAAUGGAGAGGAGCAAACGUCGAUGGUCCAGGUCAUAUUAGACCAAAUAUCGGGAACGCUGACAACAGCGGCCGCUCCUGUUAACGACCAAGAAGAAGGAGGGGCGUUACCUGAAGAGGAAUACGAUCCUUGCAUUUCCUUCGACGACCUAACCGAGAUUCUCGAUCUGAUUAUCCCAUACGCCUCGGACUGGCGUCUGUUCGAAGUCAGCGUCAAUGACUACAAGCAGAUGUACGCUGUUCUUGAAAGAAUAUCAGCUUGCUCUGCUGCGCCUGUUCUUGAAGAGUUUGGUCUCUACAGCUACGACGAGAGCGGCGAUCCCGAGGAGACAGAUCAUUUCAGUCCGCCCGAGCUUGCGAAGGCGUUUCUGCCUUUUAACGGGGUCGCGCCGAAACUCAAAAAGCUCGCUCUAUGGGCAGUCCAUCUCGAUUGGGAAGCAUCACUCUCAUUUGUGCGCAAUAUCAGUGAACUCGAGCUGGCAUACCACGUCCGUGACGUUCGGCCCUCCUUCGCAACCUUCCAAGCCAUAGUCCAAAACUCCCCUCAACUUGAGUUCCUCUCCCUUUGCUUCUCCGGACCCGGUGGCGACUUGGAGAAGCUUGAAAUUCCCUCCCUGCGCAAUUUGGUUUUAUGUUACCUCGAAUCAGAUUAUGUCAAGCCCCUCAUGCAGUCACUCGUUCUCCCCGAACUCCAAGAGCUCACCUUAGACCUUGCAGAGGAAGACUACACCGAAUUUGUGGCCCAGCUUGCUGGCCCCGCGCCUCAGUCGACGAGGUCGUUGCUUGCUGGUCUAUCGCUACUCAAGAUCAGCUGUCUCGAUUGUAACGACAAGGCCGUUGAUUUGCUCAUGGCGCAACUCGACAGCCUCAAACGGAUGGAUCUGAAUUGUGCUGGGGAGGAAGAGCGGUUUUUCCAUCGCUUGUUCAAAGCACAGCCCAAUGCAAAGUCGCCGUUAUACUGCCCGAAGUUGGAAGGAGUCAGAGUGGCGGGCAAGGAGGGCUCGGACUUGAAGAAACUCGUGAUUGCGAGGAAAGCUAUGGGAGUUCCGCUCAAGCAAGUCCUCAUCUGCCGCCGUGACUAUGUGAGUCCAAGAGACGACAAGUGGCUGAGGGAGAAUGUGGAGACCUUGGAGUAUUUUGAGGCAUCAGAGAGCGAAGAUGAGCUGGUGGACAUUGAGGGAGCAGACGACGACGACGAAGGAAUGGAUCAAGAUUAG
Messenger RNA from Mycena indigotica, 1902 nucleotides. RefSeq lists its product as uncharacterized. NCBI's taxonomy places the organism in Eukaryota, Fungi, Basidiomycota, Agaricomycetes, Agaricales, Mycenaceae. The record is from RefSeq and is a predicted model, not a curated record. Bases 16 to 1902 code for a protein of 628 amino acids. The transcript has a single exon.